UCCGCCAGUGACACGCGGCGCAGCCUGAGGUGGACUUACGUACCCUUUACGCAGAGGACGCACUCGGACGUACUCCUUACAACAGCCAGCCUUGAGUUUCGUUAUUAUUAUUAUUGUUGUUGUUUUUUUAAAAAAAAAAAAACGUGUUCUCUUAAGAGUUAAACAAGACAAGAAGGGACGCCAGAACUCGCCGAGAUGCCGUCCACGUGUCACCAGCUGCUGAGCGUGCUGUUUGUUUUCUGCAGCCUGCAGAUGGACCGGCUGACGGACGGCUGCACGUGCUCGCUGCUGCACCCGCAAGACGCCUACUGCAACUCCGACAUCGUGAUUCGCGCCAAAGUGGUGGGGAAGAAGAUGAUGAAAGACGGACCAUUCGGCACCAUGCGUUAUACCGUCAAGCAAAUGAAGAUGUACAAAGGAUUCAGCAAAAUGCAGCACGUCCAGCACAUCUACACGGACGCCUCCGAGAGCUUGUGCGGCGUCAAGUUCGACAUCAACAAGUACCAGUACCUGAUCACAGGUCGUGUGUACGAAGGCAAAGUCUACACGGGCCUCUGCAACUUCAACGAGCGGUGGGAGCGCCUGUCGCUGGCCCAGAAGAAAGGCAUCAAUCACCGCUACCAGCUGGGCUGCAACUGCAGGAUUAAACCUUGCCACUACCUGCCCUGCUUUGUGACCUCGAAGAACGAGUGUCUGUGGACGGACAUGUUGUCCCACUUCGGUUAUCCCGGCUACCAGUCCCGGCACUACGCCUGCAUCCAGCAGAAAGAGGGCUACUGCAGCUGGUACAGGGGCAUAACCUCCCGGGACAAAACCACCAUCAACGCCACCGACCCCUGAGCAUAAGGCCUGACUGACCGACUGACCGACCAACGCACCCCUCUCCGUCCUCCUCCCAAGCCCCAGAGUUCCCUCUCAUGUCUCCCCGCCAUCCCCCGAAUCACCUCUAAAGCGGUGGUCUCCAACCGUGUGCAGUUGAAACCUGAGGGUCGGCGUUUUUUGUUGUUGUUUUUAACUCCGACUAAACACCAACUACAUCUAAUUUCACUUAUUUGUCCUCCGCCCCUUUUCUGGCUGAAGAUGUGCCAACUGGUGACACCGGUUUAUUUUUGGGUUGGGAUGAAAGUCGGCGUACUCUUGGGCCUCAAUGAAACACAGUAAGAAACCACCACUUUAGUGUCCUGCAGGACUCUUUAAACUCACUGGCUUGGGUGACAGUUCCUUUAGGGAGCCGACAGAAACCAACAAGUAUAUAACAGUGCCUGUCUCAUAGCACUUCUGAUAUAAAGAAAAAACCAAUACCUUUACGUUUUCGUUGUUGUUGUUGUUGUACAGAAAGCAUACAUCUCGGUUUUGCUCCGCUUUUCUUUCCCCUGUGCCGCCAAUCAGACACAAUCCUUGCACCAAAAGGUUAAUUAAGAGCUCACUGUCGCUGAAAAAGGUAAUGGAGGUGGUCUCAUAAAAUGCAUACCCCUUUGAAAACCACCUGAAUACACACUGAUGAGUGAGUUGUACAGGGCGAUAAAUGCGCGAAUUGGAGAAAUGGAGCGACUGACCGUUUGCAAAAUAGUGAUCGAUACAGCGAUCCACCAAUCAGCUCGAAGCAAUCAGCUCCACCUCCUCCUGCAACGGACACUGCGCUGAUACCCCACCAAGAGCAACGGAGGCCAUCUUAGACACGACCUAUGACAGAUAACGCUAUAUCCGUAAAAAGAUGUAACGGAAGGAAAAGGAAAUGGUGGAAAAAUUGUAGUUGGGUAAAUUAUCUCUGUCAGUUAUCUUGAGAGCUUAUUGGACACAAACGGCAACUGAAAGGAGGCGGGAUUUGGGGAAAUUUUGCGAACGGUCAAUUGCGGAGCACUGAUGUUUAACUCAAGUUAUGUGCACUCCUGAAGAAUAGUAACUCAGUCCAGGAUACAAGUGGAGUGCCAACGAGAGGCAAGAUCUCUGAAGGCCACGUCUCUUGUUUAAACCACAAAUAAGGUGUUUCCAAGGGUUAUAAUGGUAUUUAAUAAUAGUAUUGUUUCACAGUGAAGUAUAUAUAAAUAUAUAUGUUUAUUAUGUUCACAGUCUAUACUGUAACAUGUCUAUUUAUGGAUGAUAUAGACUCUCUGCCCUCCCCGAGUGUUUGCACUGUAAAAGCAUUUUGGCUGGCGUUGGCUAAACAUGUGAUUCAUGGCAGUGAAUCAAUCUGAACUUCACUCUGUUGAUUGUCCGAGAAACAAGAAUUUUAAAAAAAGCAACGCGCCCUAAUUAUUUAAAAUUUAUUUUCAAAAAACAGUCAAAAUGUUCAUUACAGUACCAACAUUGGGAAUACUUUAUUCUUUAGCAGAGAGAUGUUUAUUUUUUUGCUGUAUAUGACAUAAGCUACGAAAAUGAACUCUCCACUCAGCUGAAACCUCUGUUACACUUAUUAAUCUGUCAAUGGGAUAAGACAAUUAUCUAACAGCCAUUACCAUAUAUAUAUAUAUAUAUAUAUAUAUAUA
Messenger RNA from Lampris incognitus (smalleye Pacific opah), 2486 nucleotides. Its product is annotated as metalloproteinase inhibitor 3. Gene Ontology annotation, biological process: negative regulation of endopeptidase activity; negative regulation of membrane protein ectodomain proteolysis. Gene Ontology annotation, cellular component: extracellular matrix. The record is from RefSeq and is a predicted model, not a curated record. Gene Ontology annotation, molecular function: protease binding; metalloendopeptidase inhibitor activity. The transcript is spliced from 5 exons. Bases 196 to 840 code for a protein of 214 amino acids. NCBI's taxonomy places the organism in Eukaryota, Metazoa, Chordata, Actinopteri, Lampriformes, Lampridae.